CAGCACCCAAUUACUUAAAUCCCUUUUGGAGGGAAGAGUUGUCGGUGAGACCAAUCACAAGUACUAAACAGAUCCCAUAACGCAGGUAGAUACUGCGCUUGAUUGUCAACGAACAACACAUCCUGCCCAAGACCUUGACCCCUCAGCCGGCAUUGCUGCUUCUAGAGCGCUAUAACGGGAAGCACAUCUCUCGAGCAGAACGGAAAGAGGCCUCCAGACGGUGAUCAGACCAUUGCCACGACGGAAAGACUGGCGGAAGGGGUUCUCACGAGCAAUCUCCUGUCUGGAUUCAACUAAUCCGUCCUCAAUCCCAAGCCUAACAGCACGCAAACCAUGUCCCACCUCACGCACGACUCGUCAAUCCUAAUCAUUGGUGGCGGAACAUGGGGUUGCGCAACAGCUUUACAGCUCGCCCGUCGAGGGUACAAGAGCAUCACCGUCCUUGACGCACAUCCCAUUCCCUCACCGAUAUCAGCAGGCAACGAUGUGAACAAGAUUAUGGAGGAAGGAUCCCCUUCCCCCGAAGACGACGACACAUCAUACGUCUGGAACCGCCUCUUCCAACUCGCCACUGAAGCAUGGCGAACUGACCCCGUCUAUGCGCCUUUCUACCACGCCACAGGGUUCAUCAUGGCCGCAUCCAGUCCUGAAGCUGGCAAACACGUAGAUGACUACGUACAGUCUUGCAAAUCGCCCCUCCGCCUGCUCAACACGCCCGAAGAUUUCCGCUCCGCCAUGGCACCGGGUAUCCUUACCGGCACGUUUCCUAACUGGAAAGGCUUCGUCCGUGAAUCCGGUGCAGGGUGGGUGUUUGCUCGCGGCGCGAUGGAAGCCGCAUACUAUGAAGCCAGCCGCCUCGGUGUGCGUUUUGUUACGGGCGAAUCCGCCGGCAAGGUUGUGAAGCUCAUUUACUCUUCCCCUUCCGCAACCUCAUCAUCCGAUGUUGAUGUUCUGGGCGCGACAACGGCUGGCGGCACCGAACACCGCGCGGAUAGGACGAUACUGUGCGCCGGCGCGAAUAGCGACCGCCUAUUCGACUUCGAGCGGCAACUCCGUCCAACGGCCUGGACCUUAGCGCAUAUUCAGAUGAGUGACGCAGAGCGGGCGAAAUGGAAGGAUCUGCCUGUGCUGUUCAAUGUUGAACGCGGAUUUUUUAUGGAACCAACAACCGGAACUGGGGAGCUCAAAUUUGUCGAUGAGCACCCCGGCUACUGCAACUUCCUUGACGACCCCGAAACGAACAGCGAGCGCUCUGUCCCAUUUGCACGCCAACAAAUCCCACUCGAAGCCGAGGCCCGGGCGCGGCAAUUCCUGCGUGAAACCGUGCCACAAAUCGCAGACCGCCCGUUCAGUUUCGCCAGGAUAUGCUGGGACGCGGAUACACCGGAUCGAGUGUUCCUUAUUGAUCGGCACCCUAGGUAUUCGAGCCUGGUGGUGGCCGUGGGCGGAUCCGGCAUGGGAUUCAUGACGAUGCCAGCCGUGGGAAUUCAGGUUGUGGACGCGCUCGAGGGACGCAUGGAGCCGAGGAUGAAGAAGGGGUUUCGAUGGAGGCCGGAGACGGCGGUGGAGAGGGACUGGAGGGAUACGCAGGAUAGAUUUGGAGGGGAUGGGAAGGUUAUGGAUUUCCAGAAGGUGGAAGGGUGGACAAACGUGCAGGGACAGAGGCAGAAGAAACUGUGAGGGCCAUGAGGAGGGAUUGCAGAAUCGAUCUGUUAAUGUGGCAUUAGUCGUAAUAGAUAUCCAUAGCAAAUCAUGUCUUGUGCGCACCAUGUCCACGCUGAAGCAAAAAUCAGCUCAG
This is a messenger RNA of Exophiala xenobiotica, 1798 nucleotides long. RefSeq lists its product as uncharacterized. The coding region runs from base 334 to 1680 and encodes 448 amino acids. The record is from RefSeq and is a predicted model, not a curated record. Gene Ontology annotation, molecular function: sarcosine oxidase activity; saccharopine oxidase activity; flavin adenine dinucleotide binding. Lineage: Eukaryota; Fungi; Ascomycota; Eurotiomycetes; Chaetothyriales; Herpotrichiellaceae. The transcript is spliced from 3 exons.